UUUUUCCAAAAAUUUUAUUUAUUUGAGACUGAUCUAUAUUGUGUUUUCAAACCCUCUUUUAAAUAGUUCAAACAAAAUAGAAUGCGAUUAUCAUUCCAUUCAUUUGUUCACACACAAUAAAUGUCCUCCCCUUGCGCCCCUUAAAAAAGCUUGUCCUUCCUCUCUUUUAUAGCCUAAGGGUAUUAUUUACCUAUUUAGCGACCUUGGCCCUUCUCUUUCCUUCUCCGGCUAAAUAAAAUGUUUUUUGCUUCUUCCUUGUUUCAUUUGCGCUGUGAAACCGCCAGAGGAACAUAAAUUGAUGACGUUAAUAUAUGGAAUGGAGAUGACGCAUAAAUAGGUAAAUGGAAAUAAAAAUAUUUGGAAAUUCCAGAGAAAUUAAAUAUAAAUUAGAAGAUAUCUCCUCAUUAGAAGAUACAACCUUGGAACAGAAAAAAAUCAUACAUAACUAGGCUUGCCGGCCCGGACCAGUUAAGCUCCUAGCCUGUGUCCUAGCCUGUGCUGAUGUGUGUUCACUUACCCGGACCAGUCCGAAAGAUCGAGUUGGGCAUCGAAUUUUAGCCCAAAGAGGCCGGGCCGGCCCAAUAAUCUUUGGGACUCUCACCUCCUCCUCUCUCCUCAUCACACCCAUCAGUCCACUCUUAAGUGUCCACUUCAUCCCGAGUGGUGUCGUUAUGGAGCUUCCGUUGUAUUAUAAUUAAGAGUAUUUUAAGCCCCUCUCUUUUUUAAAUAUUUUUCAGCUUGUUCUAAUUAAAAAAGUUCCUUUUUUUAUUCACCUUGAAAAUUAAUUCUUUUUUCUCCAGUUCCGGUCAUUCUUUUGUUGUUUUUUGGAGGGAAUUUUUCGUGGUUUAUUAUUAAAAUGAAAAAAAUAAUUUUUUCUUUUUUAAUUUUUCUACAAAAAGUAACAAUAAUAAUUACUUUAUUUUUAAAUAUAAAAUAUUUAAAUGCUUGUAUGACGGCUAUGAUAGCACAGCCAAUACCUGCCUGUGCUUCUUGUUCCCUUACCCAAUUAAUGUUAACACCUGGGAAUGGAAUGACAUCAAGUACUCCGGUUAGAUAAAAAUAUUUUAAGAAAGUUAGACCUCAUAAGAUACAUCAUCUUCAAGGCUGAGUUGUGCACUAUAAUGAGGUGUCUCACACAGGGGUAUCUAUUGGUAUCCUAUAGUGGGGUGUUUUAUAGACGAGGGGAUAUUAUAAGAGAGGGUGUCAUAUACUGAGGUGUAUCUUAAACAAGUGUAUAUUAUAAUGGGGCGUAGAUUAGAUAGAGUACCUAGUCUCUUAUAGUGGGGUGUAUCCAUGUAUC
Molecule: messenger RNA, 1300 nt
Organism: Meloidogyne enterolobii
Lineage: Eukaryota; Metazoa; Nematoda; Chromadorea; Rhabditida; Meloidogynidae
Source: the annotation of a GenBank genome assembly